AUGCGAAUUUCAGCACUGUAAAAAGAUGUGGCUGUAUCUGUCUCUUUUAAAAUCUAAAAUGAUGGCAGACAACAACAAGAGCAUGUCGUCAAUCUUUGAGGGUGUCAAACAAACCUACCAUGAAACUUUACAACCUGAAAUGAAUGAUAUGCUUGUCCCUUAUCUGAGGGACUUCACGAUAGAAAAACUCGGGCCAUUUGUAGAAGUUCUGCAUGAAUAUAUAUUGCUGUUUGUGGCCGUAGAAGAAAACAUAUACGAAGAGGACUAUAUUGAUAUUAAAGAUAAACUUUUACGAGAUUAUCUUUACGUGUACAUUGACGACUGGUUCGAGGAAGAAGAUACAGAUAUUGUCAUGAAUAUAGCUGGAGAUUUACCACCGGAGAUUCUCAACAUUCAUAGUGUUCCGCUCUGGAUGAUGGCAUACAAAAUCCUUCGAGAGAAACAAACCGGUGAAGGAAGGUUAUAAUUUGUGAAUUGACACUAUAUCCAACAGCCAUCCAUAUUGUGGACGAGAACAAACUUUUACCGAUUUCAUACACAUAGCAUUCGUGAUAUAUUCAAAUACAGUCUACAAUAACUCAACUAUGAAUCAUAAAUGAUUCUUUUUUCAACCGAAAAUCAUUCUUUAUUAUAUCAGUAAUAUAUUAUGCCACAAGUUGAUUUAGAGUAAACGAUUUUCUAUGUUCGAAAAUAAUGUAAACAAUACACAAGUAAACAAAUAUUCUAUAUGUAAUGAUAUAAGCGCAAAAGACAUGGUGUACAUACAAUCUUGAUUGCAAUAUAUUCUUGAUAAAUAUUUCUUGAAGAUACAUUUAUUGCUUGGCCUUGUUCGCAUAUAUAAUGACACUUUAUUUGAUUUGAAUAUGUUUGUGUGUUUGAACUGAACUUGCUAUAAUUUGAUCACAAAUAGUUUAUGUUUCAAAGUAACAUUUUAUAAUUAGUUAUUUUAUAUGUCACUUUUAAUUGAGGUACGACUUAAUGAUUAUGGUGUUUAGUUAAUCGCAUAUGCUGUAGAUAGCCUGAAUGUAAAAGUUGCUUUAUAACUAAAUAAGCAAAUCUAUAUUUAUUUAGAGGGGCCUCCGUGGCCGAUUGGUUUAGAAUUACAUGCCCAUAAUAUAAUCAGGUCUCUUGGGAUGCAUAAUGUUUCGUGUGAGAAAGUCGCCUAGCUAACUAACGGAAGGUUGGUGGUUCUACCCCGGUGCAUCCCAUGCCUGUUACAAUUCCUGGAGCGGUACCUGGGGUCUUCCUCCACCAGCAAAAGUAGGAAAAUUGCCAUAUGACUUAAAUUGUAUGUGGUUCUAAACCGAAAAAAUAUAUAAAUACAUGUAUUUAGAUUAAGUAUUUGAAAUAUGCGUUUCAGUGUUGUUUUUAUUUUGCUGACAAUAUCAGCAUCUUCAUAUUUUCUUCAUUUGUUCGCUGCUUAUUCCGCCGUUAACAUUUGUUAAUGCCAUAAAAGUGUCUAUUUUUGCAUUGUAAGUGUACCUCUUAAAUUUACGUCUUGUUUUUUUUGCUGUAUGACAUAUUUUUUGUCUAAAUCAAGACAUUCAUGUCAAUGAAUGCAAUUACACCAGUUUCAUCAACAUUUUAUUGUAUUUGCAAAAUUAAUUCUUUAGUUUUAUGCACUGUGACCAAUUUGUUCUGCUUGCUUCGAGACAAAGAUGGAAGCGUGACAUUUGUUCCUAAAUUCCUAAGGAAAUGAAAUACACCACACCGUAUCGUGCAUAGUAUAGCUAAUAACUGGGCAGCUGACUUUUAAAACAGUUUUGUACAGGUGUCUUCUUUAACUAAGAUCAUCGGCAUGAGUAGUUUUCACUUUUCUUCAUGUAUCAAUUGGAUGUGCUUAUGUGGCUUUGUUUGAAAUAGUAUACUACGUUCAACAAUAAACAAUCAUUUACUUUACGUACAAGGUGCUUGCUUCAAAGUAACUGCUUAUCACAUCACGUCAACAUUUUCUAUUUUGUUGUUUUGUUCUUUUUCGUAUUUUAUUAGGAUUGUAGCAUUCUUAUGUUUAUGCUGUAUAUAACGUGAAUGCAAAGUUACCUUACAAUUAAAUUAGAAACAUGUAUUUUGAUUAUGAAUUUGCAUUAUGCGUUUUGGUGUUGUUUUUGUUCUGUUAUAAAAUGUCAUGUUUUCUUGAUACGUUCGAUUCAUGUUCUGCUGUAUACUUUUGUUAACGUUAUAAAGUUAUGAUAUGUAUGUUCCAUAUGCAACAUAAAAAUGAUGAGGGUAAUGUUUGCAACAAGACAGCUUAAUCAACAAUUUAUUCUUUGAAAACAUACAAUACUUUUAAUUCUUUCAGGCCAGACAGAAUUUGCCCGUGCUUUUGCCGGUUCUAGAAAAAUUCGUCUUACACCCCGCAAUGUAAGAUGACUCACGUGCCGCAGUUUAUGAAUGAAUGCGUAAAUUCAUACGCUACAAUAAUAAAAUAGUGCUCAAAAGAAAAGCAUUCGUUAUAAUUCAUUUCUUUUAUUAAUUAAAGUAUACUGCAUGCAGAAAAAGAAUCUCUCACUAGUUGAAGAUGCAGAUGGAAAUAUCUGGCUCUCGGGGAAACUGUUUUGCAGUAAAUCGUCAGAGCUUCGUUACUGCCUAAACAGUUACCGUCGAGCCAGAUAUUUCCAUCCGCAACUUCAGCUAGUGAACUAUUCUUAUAUAAUUUAUAUACGCAACAAAUCUGAAAGUCUUACUGAGAAUUUGAAAUGGCAUUUUAUAACUUUUGAUAUCGCGAUUAAUGCGAAUGAUACACAAUUCUUAUAGCUGAAAAAUAUUCAUAUUUCAUGUAAACUAAAUCUUUCAAGAUAAUCCUAGAUUGGUUAAUAUGCAUUAUUUUUUUACUUUAACAAGGUAUCAAUGCACCUUUCGUGCUUUUUAAUUCCUUAAGGUACAAUUGCAGGCAUGCUCAAUGCUUACAUGAAGGUGAAAGAGAGAUGUUAAUUAAUACUGUUGUUGUUGUUGUUUAUAUUACUUUUAAUGACAGUUUUAUGCCCCUCCCCCUCCCACAUAGAGGCGGCAUAUAGUAACUACAGCGUCCGUUCGUCCGUUCGUCACAGUGAUACUGCAAUCCUUGAAGGGAUUUGAAUAUUACUUGCCACAAAUGUAUCCCGCAAUGAGAUGACGUGUCAUGCAUAACGCCCAGACCCCCAACCCCAAAGGUCACACUCAAAGGUCAAUGGAUAUAGCGUUUAUUUCCUGUUCAGAUCCUUAGUUCAAAGGUCAAGGUCACACUUGGAGGUCAAAUUUCGAUAGUUUUUUUCCUGUGUUGUCCCUAGGUAUGCCAUCCAGUAUAAGAUUUUUAUAAUUUUUGACACAAAUAUUUGCUAGAAUAAGACAAUUUGCCAUGCACGACACACAAACCCCUAGCUCAAAGAUCAGGGUCAAACUCUGAGGUCAAAGGUCAAUAGGGUCUUUCUCUGUCCGGUCCAUUUCAUACAGGUUUUAAAGAGAUUGGCCAAACAGUUACCCAGAUAUUACAUAUCAUUUACCACUUACAUUGAAAUGAAACAGGGACAUGCAAAAGUAGUUUCUUGGCACGUUAUUUUGUAUUCACAUUUUAAACGGAAAUAUAUUAAAUUUCUAUUUUUGCAUUCUGCAUAUCACUAUUUCAGAUAUGUUGAAGUCUAUUGCAUCGAUUUAUUUUGUUAUUUUGCCUUCAUAUACCUACUGUUCUAUAUUUUUCGUGUGUUUCUUUGUUUUGUUUAUCUCUUCAAUGUAAAUGCAAGAUUGAUUGCGCUGUUAUUACAGGAAAGCAGUUGAAUUUGAUUGUUUAAGGAGGUAGGUUACCUUCAUAUUUGUAUGUGCGCAUGCCCAACCGGAAGCUAACGUGACGAUUGACGACGACGUUUACGACAAACUAAAUGUGUUUGUAUAUUCAUUCUUCUGAAAACAAAUCAUGAACCUGUCUUCGAUCUGAUGCUUUAUGGUUUAAUAAUUCAGAAAUAAUGAAUAAAUUGCCGUAGAAACGCUUCAAAACAAUGUUGCCUUAAAAUGACGUCAUGACGUUACGUGUCAGUUACCGCACAAAAUUAAUAGUUUUUAUCUUGAAAGUACGUAAUUCUGGUUUUUUUUUUAUUUGAACUAUUUUCAAAUAACCAUUAUUUGCUGAAAUAUUUUUAUGAGUAUUUUGCUCUGGAUAAAAAUCAAUAUUUUGCUUCUUUUAUGUAGUUAUAUUGAAAUGUUAUGCGGAUGUAAGAAAAUGGAUGAUAGUAACCAAUGUAAUUUGGAAUAUAGCUGGGUGAAAGGUUACUUUUUACGGCCAUUUUCAAAUAAAAAAUCUAGCAGUUUGAUUUGUAAUACCUAUUUUUCAGGUUCCGUUGAUAAUUUGUUACUUAUAUACUAAAACUAAGAUCUAAAAGUGUUCAAAUUUCGGUAGAAAAGUGUGGUUUCUUGAACUGAAUUGAUGUUACCAUGGAAACGAAGCCCGUGACCUAUGUAUCUAAAUGUAAAAUUCAAAAGCGUUGACACUGGUCUAUUUAAGAA
This is a messenger RNA of Mercenaria mercenaria, 4473 nucleotides long. RefSeq lists its product as uncharacterized. NCBI's taxonomy places the organism in Eukaryota, Metazoa, Mollusca, Bivalvia, Venerida, Veneridae. The transcript has 3 exons. The coding region runs from base 26 to 466 and encodes 146 amino acids. The record is from RefSeq and is a predicted model, not a curated record.